Molecule: messenger RNA, 1257 nt
Organism: Aaosphaeria arxii CBS 175.79
Lineage: Eukaryota; Fungi; Ascomycota; Dothideomycetes; Pleosporales
Product: glycoside hydrolase family 16 protein
Exons: 1
Coding region: 1-1257 (418 amino acids)
Biological process (GO): fungal-type cell wall organization; carbohydrate metabolic process
Cellular component (GO): fungal-type cell wall
Molecular function (GO): hydrolase activity, hydrolyzing O-glycosyl compounds; glycosyltransferase activity
Source: RefSeq, a predicted model, not a curated record
AUGCGUUUCACAACUGCGUUCACUGCGAGUGCGCUCGCUGCAUUGGCCCACGCUCAAACCUUCACGACCUGCAACCCCAUGAAGAAGGAUUGCCCCAAUGAUCCCGCCAUGCCUGCCAAAUUCGACACCGAUUUCAGGAAGGGUGCUGAGAGCAUUCGAGGCUGGAAGCAGACUGCCGGAUCUUUGAAGUACACCUCCGAGGGUGCUCAAUUCACCGUCGCCAAGCAGGGCGAAGCUCCUACCAUCCAGUCCGAGGGAUAUCUCCACUUCGGUUACAUCGAGGUCAAAUGCAAGGCCGCCGCAGGCCAGGGUAUCGUCUCAUCCAUCGUUGUGCAAUCCGAGGACCUGGACGAGGUCGACUGGGAGUUCCUGGGCGGAUUCGACAACAAGGUUCAGAUGAACUAUUUCGGAAAGGGUAACACCACCACGUACGAUCGCAUGAUCGAGGCACCUGUUACCCAACCCCAGGAAGUCAUGCACACGUAUGCUCUCAAUUGGACCGCAGAGGCCCUAGUCUGGAUUAUCGAUGGGGUAGAGGUCCGCACUCUUCCGUUCGCCGAAGCCAAUGGGGGCAAGAACUUUCCUCAAACCCCCAGCACGGUCCGAAUCGGCAUCUGGGCUGGUGGAGAUCCGAACAACGAGAAAGGUGUCAUUGAGUGGGCUGGCGGCGAGACCGAUUACACAAAGGCACCCUUCACGAUGACUGUGGAGAGUGUCAAGGUUACCAAUUACUCUCCUGGUAAGGAGUACGAGUGGACUGAUCGCAGUGGAAGCCAUGAAAGCAUUAAGGUCAUCGAGCCUGGUAAUCAGGCUGGUGCUCCCCAGAAUACGGUCAUUCUAGAACCAACUGCUUCUGCUACUCAAGGUGGCCUUCAGUCCGGCAUCAACGUCCCCAGUGGCACUCUCCCAGCGACUACUGGGGCUCCGUUCCCCACCGGCAACGGCACGUCUCCUUGUGACUGCGGUGUCGCUACCGUCACCAUCACUGGCAGUUCUCCCCCACCAGAGAGUCCCACCUUCAUCCCUCCUCCUGGUACCACAGUUCCUGUCCCCACUACCGGCUUGAUCGUUGAGACCAGCCCGGCUCCAAGCGUCCCUGCCCCAUCUGCUCCGUCUGCUCCAUCUGGCCUUCUUCCUGUUCCCUCAGGCAACGCCACUGUGAGCGCACCUCCUGCCGAGUUCACUGGUGCUGCCACCUCUAACAAGGCUGGCGCCCUCGUGGCCGUUGUCGCUGGUGCCGUUCUGUUCGCUUUCUAA